AUCUCGGGGGCCUGCCCCGCGCGUGCGCACUGCGGUUCUGCGCUUGUCAUCAUGGCGACGCGGGGCCAUGUGCAGGACCCUAACGACAGGCGCCUCCGGCCCAUUUACGAUUAUCUUGAUAAUGGUAAUAAUAAAAUGGCAAUUCAGCAAGCAGAUAAAUUGUUGAAAAAGCAUAAGGAUCUUCAUUGUGCUAAGGUUUUAAAAGCAAUUGGUUUACAGAGAACUGGAAAGCAAGAGGAAGCCUUCACCUUGGCGCAGGAGGUGGCAGCCCUUGAACCCACAGACGACAACUCGCUGCAGGCACUGACCAUUCUUUACCGGGAGAUGCAUCGACCGGAGUUAGUCACAAAACUUUAUGAGGCAGCUGUGAAGAAAGUUCCCAAUAGUGAGGAAUAUCACUCUCACCUCUUCAUGGCCUAUGCCAGAGUGGGCGAAUAUAAGAAAAUGCAACAGGCUGGCAUGGCUCUAUAUAAGAUUGUCCCCAAAAACCCUUACUACUUUUGGUCUGUGAUGAGCUUAAUAAUGCAAUCUAUAUCAGCGCAGGAUGAAAACCUCUCAAAAACGAUGUUUCUGCCCCUUGCUGAGAGAAUGGUAGAAAAAAUGGUAAAAGAGGACAAGAUAGAAGCAGAGGCUGAAGUUGAACUUUAUUAUAUGAUCCUAGAACGUUUGGGAAAGUACCAGGAAGCCUUGGAUGUCAUCAGAGGAAAAUUAGGAGAGAAGUUAACAAGUGAGAUUCAGAGUCGGGAAAAUAAAUGCAUGGCUAUGUACAAGAAGCUGAGCAGGUGGCCAGAGUGCAAUGCCCUUUCUCGGCGCCUCUUACUGAAAAACUCAGAUGACUGGCAGUUCUAUCUGACUUAUUUCGAUUCUGUCUUUCGACUGAUUGAAGAAGCCUGGACUCCUCCUGCUGAAGGUGAACACUCUUUAGAAGGAGAAGUACAUUAUUCUGCAGAAGAGGCUGUGAGAUUUAUAGAAGAUCGGAUAACAGAAGAAUCUAAAAGUUCUCGCCAUCUCCGAGGACCACAUCUGGCUAAACUGGAGCUGAUUAGACGUUUGCGACGUCAAGGUUUUAAUGAUGAGUACAAACUGGGUGAUCCAGAAGAAUUAAUGUUCCAGUAUUUUAAAAAGUUUGGGGAUAAACCUUGUUGUUUCACAGACCUCAAGGUGUUUGUUGACCUCUUGCCUGCUACACAGUGUACAAAAUUUAUUAAUCAGUUACUUGGAGUUGUUCCUUUGUCAACACCAACAGAGGAUAAGCUGGCACUGCCUGCUGACAUCAGAGCUCUGCAGCAACAUUUGUGUGUGGUGCAGCUGACGAGGUUACUUGGCUUGUACCACAUGAUGGAUAAAAAUCAGAAAUUGAGUGUGGUCAGAGAAUUGAUGUUAAGGUACCAGCAUGGACUAGAAUUUGGGAAAUCCUGUUUGAAAACCGAAUUGCAAUUUUCAGACUAUUACUGUCUCCUUGCUGUCCAUGUGCUUAUUGAUAUAUGGAGAGAAACAGGUGAUGAGACCGCUGUGUGGCAGGCCCUGACUUUGCUGGAAGAGGGACUAACUCACAGCCCUUCCAAUGCUCAAUUCAAAUUGCUGCUUGUUCGAAUCUACUGUAUGCUGGGGGCAUUUGAACCGGUGGUGGAUCUGUAUUCCAGCCUUGAUGCUAAGCAUAUCCAGCAUGACACCAUUGGUUACCUUUUGACCCGAUAUGCCGAAUCCCUAGGUCAGUAUGCUGCUGCAUCCCAGUCCUGUAACUUCGCGCUCAGGUUUUUCCACUCCAACCAGAAAGAUACCUCAGAAUAUAUUAUUCAAGCUUACAAAUAUGGUGCAUUUGAGAAGAUCCCAGAGUUUAUCGCUUUUAGGAACAGGCUGAAUAAUUCUCUUCAUUUUGCACAAGUCCGUACUGAACGGAUGUUGUUAGACCUUCUACUUGAAGCAAAUGUAUCAACCAGCUUAGCAGAAAGUAUAAAGUCAAUGAAUCUUCGGCCAGAAGAAGAUGACAUUCCAUGGGAAGCCUUGCGAGACAACAGAGACUUAAAUGUUUUCUUUAGCUGGGAUCCAAAAGACAGGGAUGUUUCUGAAGAACAUAAGAAACUUUCCUUGGAGGAGGAGACAAUGUGGUUAAGAAUCCGUUCCUUAACCUUGAGGCUGAUCAGUGGACUUCCAAGUCUUAACCAUUCUGUUGGGCCAGAGAACUCAGAGAAGACCACUGAGAAUGGAGUAUCCUCCCGGAUUGAUAUUUUCCGUCUGCUCCUUCAACAGCUGGAGGUGGCCCUGGAGACGGGAAAGCGAUUUAUUGAGAAGGACAUUCAGUAUCCUUUCCUUGGUCCUGUACCUACCAGAAUGGCUGGAUUCUUUAAUUCUGGCUGUUCUCAGUGUCAGACCAGCUCUUUUUAUCUUGUUAGUGAUAUUUAUGAGCUGGACAUCAAUGGUUUAGAGGAUACAAUGGAGAUCCAGGAGCGAGUAGAGAAUAGUCUUAAGUCUUUACUAGAACAGUUAAAAGAUGUCUUUAGUAAAUAUAAAGGUGAUCUCUUAGAAGUUAAAGAUGGUAACUUGAAAACACAUCCUACUCUUUUAGAAAAUCUAGUCUUCUUGGUUGAGACUAUUUCUAUUAUCCUUUGGGUGUCCAGUUACUGUGAGAGUGUCCUGCGACCAUACAAAUUAAAUUUACAGAAAAAGAAGAAGAAGAAAAAAGAAACCAGCAUCAUCAUGCCACCUGUCUUUACCAGUUUCCAAGACUAUGUUACUGGGCUUCAGACUUUAAUUUCGAAUGUUGUGGAUCAUAUUAAAGGACUUGAAACACAUCUAAUUGCACUUAAACUUGAAGAACUUAUUUUAGAAGACACUUCCCUCUCACUGGAAGAGAGAAAAUUUUCAAAGACUGUACAAGGGAAGGUGCAGAGCAGUUACCUGCACUCACUUCUGGAAAUUGGGGAGCUGCUGAAAAAAAGACUUGAGACUACAAAGAAACUAAAAAUUUAAGUUAGUGUGAACCACAAGCACUGAUGACUCUACAACAGAAAAUGACAUCAUCUUCCCAGGCAAAAGCUACAUCUGAUUGACCAUCAUUUUAAUCCAGAACUUCCUCAUAAAAUGCAUGAAGGACUUUGAUCGUGAAUUAAUUUUUUAGGUAUUAAAUGUGUACAACUGAUUAAAUUAUUGUAUAUAAACCAGAAGCGGGACCCUCAUCUGGGUUUGACCACUUUUUAUACAUGUUCAUAUGCAUAUGGCAGCCACAAGAGAACCCCACUCUUCUUCCCUUCUAUCACCAGAAACAUCUGGUGGGGUGGGGGGAAAGCAGCAAUAGAAAUUAAGCAUAAAGCAUUGACCUCAGAGCAGCUGAAUGGCCCUACCAUUAUAGCAGUGCAUGUUUUGGUCUGGUCCUUGAGCCUUAGGAAGCAGAAAGCAGAAGAAGAGGGGGACCAUGAUUGGGAGCAGGCCCUCUUUCCACAUUAGCAGUUUAGCUUUGAGGCUUCCUCAAAUGCUUGGCUCCCACAGAACCCAAGGCAGGUACCCAAAGGACCUCAGAUGAAAUUUGGCAUAAGCACCUGCCACUGAAGGACAUCACUCCGAUGCCCACAGGCUGUCGGUUUUCAGCUUAAUAAUCCCAAUGGCCAAGACAUCCCCAUCCUAGCUCCUGUGAGAGUUAAAUCAGAAGUAGCCUUCUGUUACCUUACAGCUGUUUGGAGGGGAAAGUAGUGCAGACCACUUAUAAGCCUGCUGAGGACUAGCUUGCUGUCUUUUGUCUACUUGGGAAAGAUGGGAAUCACUGUUUUAAAGAAGAGAGGUGUACAUAAUUUAUGCAGGCAAGUCUAAUACCAGUGUCAUUGGUUUUGUGAGCUAUAUAUAUAUGUAUAUGCUUUUACAUAUAUACGUAUAUUUUCAACCGUAUAUACAUGUAUAUGUAAAUGUAUAUACAUGUAUAUAUGCUUGAAAGUAAAGAUUUAAUACUCUAGUGUUUUUUAAGUGGGAGGUUUGAGAAGGAAGAAAGGAAGGAAUGUAUAUUAAUAUGGAUUUAACCUAGGUUUUAAGAUUUAGGCUGGCAAAAGAAAUGUUAUCAAUUGGGCUUGAGGUUCAGUUUACCUUUUUCAAACUUGAGAAUUAUUACCAGGAUGGUGUUUACGUUGUUCAUCUGGAGCUCCCCAAGACUAUGGCUUCAGAGGUUGGUUUGACAGAAAAGAUAAACAUUGCUCUUGAAAAUGUUACACAUUUUAUACAACUGCUUUGGUAACUUUUUUGUGUUUGAAUCUGUGCCUCUGUUUUUGGUCUUUGUUACCCAAAUACCGUUAUAAAGUUAAUAAUUCUGAAAAGCAAAGAAAUGAAUUUGAUGAGAUUCAAAUAUCUGAUGGAGGAUUGGUCUUGAAGACCUUCAAGGUCCUUUCCAACUCACUUCUCCAGUGAAAUGUGAUACUCUUUUCUUUUAAAAGCAACCAAAAAAGAGCUUGGAAAAUCUCUGUAUGCAAAGCAAUUGCAUUUUGUCCCUAUCAUUUUGACUUUCUUAGAUUCACAAUUUGGUAGGGUGAUUAAUAACUGUCUCAACUUGUAGGGAAACUUUUUUGAAAAUUACUGAAUUACAUGGUCAAAAUAAGACUUGUUGGAAAUCCUAGUCUAUCCAGUAAUUAAAAAAAACCAGUUUUGAUGUUAAUUGGUAGCCACAACUGUCAUACCCCAUCCCAAAAGAAAAGAACUGCCUUGAACAAGAUGAAUUAAAAAUUCUGAUUGAUUCUGAAUUUAACUUAAUAACAUAAUUUCAUAAAACUAUGGUCUAUUUAGAUGGAACUUUGUGUAUGGGGUUGGGGGUAUGUGUAUGGCAUGUGUUCUUGAAAUGAUGUUUCUUUGAAUAUCCAAAAAUACUAUACGUAGAAACAGAAAUGUUCUUUGAAACAAGUCUAUUAACUGACAGUGAUCGUUCUAGCAUAUGUGUGCUCAGUGGGCUGGCCUUGGUCCUCAGGGACAGUGUGUGACUCCAGUGGUCUACCUACCUAGUCUCUUGUCUAGGGGCAUCUGGGUCCUCUACUGGUUUUAGUGACAGAUAAUGUUAUGUUGGGGUUAUGCUUCCUUUGUUACAUGUUGAUUUCCCUACUAAAUGUAGCAUUUCAAUUACAUCCAACCUCUUACAUUUUGAGAUAAUUGUAAAAAGAAUGAAAUUAUGCAGAAAUGGCCAAUAUCUUUUAUUGAUCUGUUCUUUUGGAAAUUGUCAUGCACUAUAAAUUGUGUACAGUUAAAAAAAUAUAUAUAUAUACACAUAUAUUCUUACAUGAGUAAAAAGCACCCUCUCCAGCAAUUGUAUGUAAUUGGUAUUUGAAGAGAAUUCCCAAAUAACUCAUUGCUGCUGCUGCUGUUUUUAGUUUGUGUGGGUUUUUUGUUUUAUUUUGUUUUUGUGUGGAAAACUGAUAUUUAAAAAAAAGAAAAGGAAAGGAGAAAAAACACGACUACUGUUUACAGACUGAAAAAUUACUGCUUUUUAUACUACUGAGAUCCUGAGACUCUCCAAAGCAAACAUUUGGUUUAAAUCAUUUAUCUGAUGUGGAUAAAAGGUAGAGAACUUUUUAGUGUUCUCCACAUAAUGGAAAAUGUACAAAUGCCUAGCUGUGUUGCCCAUCAAUUUUGUAUAUUUUCAUAAUUUUAAUUGUUUAAAAUUGCAUUAUAUUUUGCAAUCACUAUGUUCAAUCUGGAUUUGUCUUUCAUUCUAACUUUUAAUAUAAAAAGGGGUUUCAAUGUAUCUACAGCCUUGUUAUUGAAACUCUUCCUGCUUUUUUGCUGUGAUUUAUUAAUAUGGGAAGUAUAUAUUCUUCCUUCAGAAUUAAGUGAAGCAUAGCAAAUCUAUUUAAAAUGGAUGGGUUAAUUUAUUUAAACACUUUCAUCUUAAGUUG
Delphinapterus leucas (beluga whale) is the source of this 5861-nucleotide messenger RNA. It is a transcript of the gene NAA25, whose product is annotated as N-alpha-acetyltransferase 25, NatB auxiliary subunit. Gene Ontology annotation, cellular component: NatB complex; cytoplasm. Gene Ontology annotation, biological process: N-terminal peptidyl-methionine acetylation. The record is from RefSeq and is a predicted model, not a curated record. Gene Ontology annotation, molecular function: protein binding. Lineage: Eukaryota; Metazoa; Chordata; Mammalia; Artiodactyla; Monodontidae.